Chenopodium quinoa (quinoa) is the source of this 1687-nucleotide messenger RNA. RefSeq names its product fructose-bisphosphate aldolase 5, cytosolic. The transcript has 3 exons. The record is from RefSeq and is a predicted model, not a curated record. NCBI's taxonomy places the organism in Eukaryota, Viridiplantae, Streptophyta, Magnoliopsida, Caryophyllales, Amaranthaceae. Gene Ontology annotation, molecular function: fructose-bisphosphate aldolase activity. Gene Ontology annotation, biological process: glycolytic process; fructose 1,6-bisphosphate metabolic process. Bases 466 to 1545 code for a protein of 359 amino acids. Gene Ontology annotation, cellular component: cytosol.
CGAAAGGGAGCUUCUGUUGCUUUCCAUCAAGGCUAUGGAGGGUCUUGAUAUUUUUGAGAAUGUGGGUUGUGAACUUGUGAUGGAUAUCAAUAGGUACUGAAAAUUUUGUUUUAUCAGAAGAAUACAAACAUUGGCUUUGUGCUUAAUUCCCUCCUUUGUGGAAGUUGCUCACAAAAUAACAAUGAGGAUAAGAAGUAGAAGCCGUUCCACACAUAAGAAGAGCACAAAGCAGGUCCACUUGGCUGAGGAAAUGAUCACUCAUUCCUUUAUCCAUGUAUGAUAGACUUGCAUUGGAUAAAACGUCGAGCAUGUGUUAAGACAUGGCGCGAGGAGAGUGAUCCCAUUGGUAUAUUCCCUCAUAUUAUUAAGCUGAUUCUAUAUAUAGCCAUACUUGGGUAAAUCUGUUAUAUUGUAUUUUAUUUCCCGCAGCAGUUUUUAUUCACUCCUUCCUUCAACUUUUGAACCAUGUCUGCAUUCGUAGGAAAGUAUGCAGAUGAGCUGAUCAAGACUGCCAAGUACAUUGCCACUCCUGGGAAGGGGAUCCUAGCAGCAGAUGAAAGCACAGGGACUAUUGGGAAAAGGUUUGCUAGCAUCAAUGUCGAGAACAUUGAGUCCAACCGCCAAACUCUCCGGGAGCUCUUAUUCACUUCUCCUGGAGCUCUUACUUUCCUCUCUGGGGUCAUCCUCUUUGAGGAGACGCUGUAUCAGAAGACCUCUGAAGGGAAGCCCUUCGUUGAGGUUCUCCAGGAUAAUGGCGUAGUUCCUGGGAUCAAGGUUGACAAGGGGGUCAUUGAGUUGGCAGGAACCAAUGGAGAGACAACAACUCAAGGCUUUGACUCCCUUGGCGCCCGUUGCCAGGAGUACUAUAAGGCUGGUGCAAGGUUUGCCAAGUGGCGAGCUGUGCUCAAGAUUGGGUCUACAGAGCCCUCUGAGCUUGCAAUUCAGCAGAAUGCCCAGGGUUUGGCCCGCUAUGCUAUCAUUUGCCAGGAGAAUGGGCUUGUCCCUAUUGUUGAGCCUGAGAUACUGACAGAUGGGAGCCAUGACAUAAAGAAGUGCGCUGCUGCAACUGAGACUGUGCUUGCUGCGGUCUAUAAGGCUCUCAAUGAUCACCAUGUACUCCUUGAAGGCACCCUUCUCAAGCCCAACAUGGUUACCCCAGGUUCAGAUAGCCCCAAGGUUGCUGCAGAAGUGAUUGCAGAGUACACUGUCACAGCACUCCGGCGGACAGUCCCACCAGCAGUCCCAGGAAUUGUGUUUUUGUCAGGGGGACAGAGUGAGGAAGAGGCAACAGUGAACCUGAAUGCAAUGAACAAGCUGGAAGUACUGAAGCCAUGGACAUUAUCCUUUUCGUUUGGGCGAGCACUGCAGAAAAGCACACUUAAGAUAUGGGGUGGAAAGAAAGAAAAUGUGAUUAAAGCACAAGAGGUCUUCCUGGCAAGGUGCAAAGCCAACUCUGAGGCCACCCUAGGCAAGUAUGUUGCCAGUGGAAGUUCCACUGCUGGUGCUGCUAGUGAGAGCUUGUUUGAAAAGGGUUACAAAUACUAGGAUUGUACUUGAUUCAUAAAAAAACUCAUGUCUUCUUAUUUUGUAUACUUAUAUAUAAAGUUUCAAUUUUGCUAAUCCGAUUACAUAGAUGUAUGUAUCUGUGUUGGAAAUUAACAAUAUAUAUGUUGCUCGAUUGUAUGUA